Messenger RNA from Lineus longissimus, 1876 nucleotides. RefSeq lists its product as uncharacterized. Lineage: Eukaryota; Metazoa; Nemertea; Pilidiophora; Heteronemertea; Lineidae. The transcript is spliced from 7 exons. Bases 74 to 1876 code for a protein of 600 amino acids. The record is from RefSeq and is a predicted model, not a curated record.
GGCGGUGACCUUUUUAUUUCUACCGGAGCGAUGAUUUUACAUUCGCGUAAUAUAUUGAUUGCUUGAAUGCAAAAUGCCUCGGUGCAUGGUCCCAGGAUGUGGGAAUAUGUCCGGUGUGACGAGUGGAAUUCGAUUCAAACAGUGGCCACUGAAAGAUGAAGAACUUUCUAGGAAAUGGUUGCAUGCGAUUCGGCGGGCUGACCUAGACAAAAGAAAGAAAACAUUCACAAAGAAUGACCGAGUUUGCGAGCUACACUUCGAGAAAGACUGUUUUGAAUCUGAAGGUGAGCUGAAGGUCAAAGCAUUUGGAAGGAAGACCCCGAAAACUUGGAUUAGAGCUGACGCAGUGCCCACCCUUUGCAAGCCUGGCCAGUUCCCCGUGCCCUCGCCCACCCCGUCCUCAUCAUCGAAUUCCGCCAACGGUGCAAGUGGGAGUGCCUUGAUUUCGACUCCUGCAUCAUCAGUCAAGGUUAGAACUCCGAAACGACCAAGAAGUGUUGACAGGAUUCAAAGGCUAACCCAAAAAAAUAUUGUACAGUCAUUACUUCAAGACAGCCCCAGCAAAGCAAGUGAAGUCAGCAACACCCCAACGGUUGGGAAGAAAAGGAGAAAAAAUGAUACCGAGCCAGCCACGCCACCAGAUGCCGAUGUCAUCCCCACCACACCACCAGUGAAGCAUGAUGUUGAUACCCAAACAGACUGGGAUAUGGCAUUCAUGCAGAGGAUAGAUGGCAUGUUGUAUGGCUCAGUGGAGGUCAUACAGCAUGAUCAUUCCUAUAGUAAGGCUAAUCAACCGGAUCAAGAUUCCACUCUCCGACCAAGAUCAAGCAGUGAAGGUACAAGAGAAGCAGACUUGCAACCUCCUCAGCUCAGUCCUGAUAUCAGCUCAGCAGAUGUGCUACAAUCAUGCCAGCUUCUGCCUGGAGGAGGAAGUAAUUUACAUGUAGACGAUGCACUAGCUGCUACCUCAGAGUCUGAUGUUACCAGUGACGACUCUGACUUCGAGCUUCCUACCACAGCGAGGAAGGUGGAUGAUUGUGCAAAACACUUUGAUAUAUUAGACGAGGACCAAUUUUCCAAUAGUGCUGGUGAUUACAUUGAGCAGAAGAAAUUCAUUGUGUACGAGGAUGAAGCUUGGAGAGAGCACAGGUCCAAGCUUGUUCAGGCCCUGCAGGACAGGUCAAUUACUGUCAUUGGCGAUGGACGGUGUGACUCACCUGGACACAGUGCCAAGUAUGCUGCGUCUUGUGAGGGUGACCCUGUGUUGUUGAAAGAGAUAUGGACAUCCAUCCUGUAUCAUGUCCAGGAUAUCCAUGAAUGGGGGGACAAAACCAUGUUUCAUGCUUGUAACCAUGCCCCCCUCACAGACGAAGAGUCUAGAAAAAAGAAAUGGCUUGAACCAGACUCUCCUUCACUAAAAGCAUUGGCAACUGUUGUCAAUGACAAGAGAUUACUGGCAGAUGUUGGUAAACUGAGUAGUUUCUGCCACACAGGAAUACUAGAAGUGUAUCAUUCAGAGAUGAUAAAAUACAUGCCAAAGAGCAGGCAUUUUUCUUACAAGGGCAUGGUUGCAAGGACCCAGCUAGUUGCAUUGGAUCACAAUGAACAUUCUGAGCGCAAACAGAUCACCAACAAGUCAGGGAAGCCACGAUAUUACCACAGUUGUCCCAAGGGACGGGACCAUUUGGUUGCAAAAAAUGUAAAAGAGCAGAAGGAUUAUGCUUACCUUCCAAAAAUGAUGACAGCUGUGGUUGAACAUGUCAUGUCUGGCACAAAACCCACACCGGUGUUGGAGCCAAUCCUUCCACAGAGAAUAACCUCUGUUGAAAGACCUGAUCUUGAAGAGUCGCUCCGAUACUCUAGGUUCAUCAAAUGA